AACGUCGAGGCACGUAUGGUUGCAGGAGCCAUUGCGGUAUACCAGUUCAACAAUAAAAAGCGGCAAGAAUUGGGUCUGCAUCCACUCAAUAUUCACCCCACCUUCUAUUUGGUGCUCGUCACCAAAGCGCUGAAUGACGCAGUCAUUUCCGGUCAAUUUCCGUCAGAUAGGACCGAGGUAUUGAAGUGUGAGGUCGCAAGUGAUCACAGUAGAGGCAUAGAGGCACCGGAAUACUGGGGCGUCGCCCUCCAGUAUUUUCUUGCAUUCCAAUCCCUUAGUGAAAGCCACUGGUGGAAGUUCUUU
Molecule: messenger RNA, 303 nt
Organism: Suillus clintonianus
Lineage: Eukaryota; Fungi; Basidiomycota; Agaricomycetes; Boletales; Suillaceae
Exons: 1
Source: RefSeq, a predicted model, not a curated record